This is a messenger RNA of Halteromyces radiatus, 763 nucleotides long. Its product is annotated as mitotic spindle checkpoint protein. The coding region runs from base 36 to 647 and encodes 203 amino acids. The record is from RefSeq and is a predicted model, not a curated record. Lineage: Eukaryota; Fungi; Mucoromycota; Mucoromycetes; Mucorales; Cunninghamellaceae. Gene Ontology annotation, biological process: mitotic spindle assembly checkpoint signaling. The transcript is spliced from 6 exons. Gene Ontology annotation, cellular component: cytoplasm; kinetochore; nucleoplasm.
CGUCCUUUCUUUUCUUUUAGCAAUUGAAUACAUUGAUGGGGUCUGAUUCUCAUAUUGCAUUGGACGGUUCUUCAGAUCUAGUUGUCGGUUUUUUUGAAUGUAGUUUGAAUAGUAUCUUAUACCAACGAGGGAUCUAUCCACCCGAAGAUUUCCAACAAAAGAAACGGUAUGGCAUCUCAGUCCUGAUGUCUAUUAAUGAAGAAUUGAAUGCUUAUCUAGAUGACAUUAUACAGCAAUUGAAAGCUUGGUUACAAACAAACAAAAUCAGUAAACUUGUUUUGGUGAUCAAAUCAAAGGACACAAAUGAAACCUUAGAACGAUGGCAAUUCGAUGUCAACGUGAACAAAUCAACACAUGGGGUGGAUGAUACUUCAUCUCAAAACGAUAGCAAGAACACAACUCAAGAAAUUCGAUCUAUUAUGCGUCAAAUUGUUGCCAGUGUAUCCUUUCUACCUACUCUUGAUGAUGAUUGUACAUUCAAUGUUCUAGUCUAUGCUUCUGAAGAUGUGGAAGUACCAAUAACUUGGACUGAUAGUGAUGCUAAUUUGAUUCCUGGUGGUGGUGAACAUAUUCGGUUACGUUCAUUUUCAACUGCGGUACAUAAGGUUGAUGCUGUUGUUGCUUACCGUGUUGAAGAUUCGAUUUAGUAGAUAGAUCUUUUGUUUUAUGAUAUGCAUUUUUCUUCUUAUUAUUCCUUGUAAAUAAAAAUAAAACAAAUUCAUUUUAUUGCGGUGGUUGAAAUUCGACGCCGUUAUUAUUAUUA